GAGGUUUUUAAUCUGGCUUUUAAAUUUACAAUUUUAAGUUGAAUAUUGCAUUUUGGCCCAUUUGGCGCUUCCCUUUUAAUUUUCCCUCCACGAUGUUGGAAAGCUGCUUUCUGUGGCAGCAGAUACAAAGAAAGCAGACGGUCGAACCAAGAAAGCAGACGGUUGUAGUAAGUAUAUUUGCUCGCUCUGUAGCGGAUCUCCCAAGUCAUUGGACUUAAUCCUUCAAU
This is a messenger RNA of Meloidogyne enterolobii, 227 nucleotides long. NCBI's taxonomy places the organism in Eukaryota, Metazoa, Nematoda, Chromadorea, Rhabditida, Meloidogynidae. The record is from the annotation of a GenBank genome assembly.